CUCGUCCCGCCGGAGUCGCGGCGUGCGCUUCGCUCGCCCGCCCCGGGCGUCAGUCGGUUCCGAGUGGGCCGCCCGGGAAGGUUGCUCCGUCCGCUCCGCAGUGCGCUCACGCCCCGAAGGAUACGCGCUCCCUUGGGAUGAUGCAGACACGCGCCUCGUGCUCCUCCGCUCGUAGGGCUCCUCUGGCCGAGAGCUUCGGAUUGCGAAUCUUCAGUCUGCUUUUUCUCCUCUUGUGUUCAACGCUACAGCCAGCGCUUGGCGAUGACUCAGACUUAGUCCCUGAACUCUGCGAUCUCAGGGACCAGCCAAUGUAUUGCAAGUGCGAGAACAAAUACAUCGGAAAGGACGACGUCGAAAUCAUCUGCUUUGUUGUGAGAAAUCUCACAGAAGACCACGUUGUGUUUAAAGCCUUCCAGAACCAGCCAUCGAUCGUAUCGAUUACCUUCAGCACAUUCCGCAGUGAUUACCAUCUCCACUUUGUUCCGACAGAAGCACUGCGUUCCGCGGCGCCUUCCCUUGAGAGCCUUAAGUUCACUCAAGCCAACCUUGGCUCGCUUAAGACUCACUCCUUCUACAACCUGCCUAAACUAAAGACGCUAUCUCUCGAUUCAAACGACAUCACCGACUUGGGAAAUGAGUCCAUUGCCGACUUGCCUCACCUCACAAAACUGGAGAUGGGCGACAACAAGCUCGUCAAGCUCCCUGCUCACGCCCUCUCGCGUCUGUCGGCACUGACGCACCUAUUCCUAGAGCGUAACCAGAUAAAGAGCAUCGAAGACACCGCCUUCGCUGACUUGGGUGCGCUGAAAGAACUGGACCUGAGUGACAACAUGAUCGUAACUCUGACGGAGGGCACAUUCAAGGGCCUCGACCAUCUGGAGCGGCUGGACAUGUUCCGGAACAAGCUGCAGAGGUUGGACGCCCGGGUCUUCCGCGGGGCGCCGGCGCUCGUGGAACUGGACCUCAAAUACAACGAGGUUUCGGAGGUGGACCCGCUGGCCUUCGAGGGGUUGCCGCGUCUAAAGAAGUUCUACUUCUCUCACAACCGGCUGCGGAUUUUACCGGCGAACAUGUUCUUAGGGGCGCCGAACCUGCUUACCGUGGACCUGUCGCAGAACCAGCUGCUCACGCUUACCUGGAGGACUGUCCAGGACUUGAGGAAGAUUGACGCCGAGUCCUUCGACAUGAGCCUCACUGGCAACAAGUUCAGCUGCGACUGCAGGAUCUCCUGGAUCGCGCAUCUGGCCAACGCCACCAGGAACGACAACUUCCGGCGCGAGCUGCGGCACAUCAAGUGCGACUUCGCAGCGGCCGACGGUGCGACGGGUACCAGCAGCAAGGUGGCCCGCCUUAGCGCCAAGGAGCUCAAUUGCCCCAAAGACCACGAGAAGCCCAAGUUCGAGAAUUCCCACCCCGAAGCUGAAGUCGACAGCACGACAAUGACCACCGUCGCUUCGCCGCACGAGGGCGACAUCCUCGAACACCGGGACGACAGGAACCAGAUCGAAGAGGAGGAUUCCGAAGAGGCGCUGGCCUCGGAGGCGCGGGGCGACGCGACCGCGACGACGCAGACAAUGAAGAACGAGAUUGACAUGAUGCUGAGUCAGCGGAAGGUGAUGCAGAAGGAGGCCGCCCACUCCCGAAAGGACAACGGAAACUCCGGCGCCUCGCUGGUCGGCUGGAGCAUCACGCUGCAGCUUUUCUUCGCCGUGGCGACGAGCGGGAUGACCGCCGCAGGGAUUUUGGUCCGGCAUAGCUGAUCUUAUCAAACCAAGAUUAUGCCUGUUUUUUUCACUUAAAAAAAUGCGCGUGACGAAUAAUGAGACCUAUGAGAAAGCAGAGUGUGUGCGAAAAACCAUCGGUACGCAGUCAAACCUCUAACACUUCAGUCAAUGUAAAUUCUUGCACAGGGCCAGAGGUUUUCGCUCGUGGUUACCUUGAUAGGAAUGUGCUGUAUACUUACAACACAAUAAUUAUAUCGAAGAUCGCACCAAUGGGGAUUCCGAAUAUUUAUUUCCUAAAUGUAUAAAUAUUCGCACGUCAAGAUACGAUGCUGCGAAAAUCACUUUACCUAGCGGCGAUGUCGGUGAAGUCUUGAGGAUCAUUUAUACUUUUAUUAAAUAUGCUGUGAGCUAUCAGAAGUUUUUCGGUGAAUGGUUAUUCGGGAGGCGGUCCAUAUAAUAUUCACUGGACUUCUUUUAAUCCAUUUUUAUAACGGAAAAAGUAAUCAAUACAAUGUAUUGAUUGCUUGCAAUAUCAAAAUGAUAUUAAAUUAAUUUAGGGCAACAAAUACAAAUGAAACAUUUAGACGUUAGAUGUUUUGACAAUGUGAGGUCGGUCCUCGAGAAUAUGGCGACAGUGGUUCUUGUCAUAGAUAAGAGCGUGGGCUCAAACUGCUAGCUUCGGUUCUUUAACCUGCCUUCCGCAGUAGGGAUAUUCGGCCACACGCUGGUAGCAGGUAGCGGUGCUGACUAAUGUCAGAAUUUGUCUAUUUCGCUGCGAUAACUUUAGCUUUACGUGGUCUAAACUGCGGUUUGAAACGAAAAAAAAAUGGGAGGUCUCCGAGAGGGAGUAACUAUCGGAGCGCGGUACCGCUCGCCCUUUACAUUCGCUAGUCAAUAGGGAGUUUUAGGGAACCGUAUUUGCAUAUCCGAUACGGUACGAUGGGACCUCAGGUGUACAAACUGCGCGUGAGCUACCCCAGAAGGUUCGAAUAUGCUCAGUUCGUACUGGAGGGCUCAUCGAACCGUAUGGGGAGUGCAAAAACGUUUCCCUAAAACUUUGUAAUAGACUAGAAGUGAACCGUAGUCGUAGCUGGUAUAGUCACUGACAAGAAGUGUGGCCUUUAUGUGCUUUUUGUCCCGUCAUUCGAUCUUUAGAAUCCUUCUCGUCGGAUGCAGCAAUCUUGUUGGCUGAGAAAUAGUAGUGUGAUGCAUGCAAUUUUCCACGCCCUGCAUUAUUUAAGCUCUCAAUGACAAUAGGGAAAAUGUGAAAGAAAAAAAGCUCUGUAUGAAGGUAGCAACUGUCGUUUCACUCACAGACUGCUCCGAAACAGAUAAGUGGCAUAACGAAACGCGAGCUGUCACUCCACGUUCCCAUGAGGUUCCUUUUCGGCUUCACAGAGAGAGAGUGCCGAAUGAUUAGUGUUUUCUGUGAAUCACGACGCAGCAUACAUGCAAUAACUUUCGAAUGUGUAGAAAUACUCCCACAGCGAUUAAGGUGCGAGAUGAUUUGCUGCAAGCCUACUUGAGAUUUUUGUUUCUCUCUCUGGAGCCAAAGCUAUUUGCCUGAGCAAAUGGCUAGUGGUUGGUUCUUAAUGUGGCAGGUACUCGGCCAGUGAGAUCACCUCAAAUAAAUAAACUAUCCCGCUCGCAGGAAGCGUUCCCGUGAGCUAAAACGGAUGUCACAUCAGUCUGUUAACCUCGGAUGAUUUGUUCUCGAAAUCGCGUUUUUUUUUUCUCUCACUCGUGUCUCUCAUUUUAUUUUCGGGUCCAGUGAACAGAAUUGGUAUCUGUGCACCCAAUACCUUGAUGCAUGGAGAAUUACUUGACGUUAAAGGGAAACAGUGAUAUUUGUUUUGGAUGGUUUAGAAUCUUGCGAAAGGCUAAGUUUUUUAGGCUAGUUUGAAACGCGGAUUGGAUUUACUCAUCGUGCUUGUUUUUGCGCGAAUAAGAAAAAAAAUACUUGUAUUUUAUAGAAAGUCCUGUGCAUAACUAACAUAAGUAUUUAUUGACACCUCCGAAGUACGUUGUACGAAGAAAGCUUUUAACUAUAAAAAAGAACGUUUUCUAAAGAGCCUUUAUAAAUACAGUAUCUAAAGCACAUAGAACGCGGCCGAGUCCAACUUAACAACUAAUGCUUUAAGCCACUGCAUUUUGAGGUGAUUAUUCCUUAUGUAACUGUCUCAGACUCUUCAUAUGUUAAAACUGAGAUUUUUAACACGAAUGCAAACACAUAUAAUUCUGUUAAACAAUACAGUUUUGAAUAUUGUUAUUUUUUCUUAAGGUAGUGAUAAUAUGAACCACACUCGUCAAUGGUAAGCGUUCCAAGAAAAGGGAACCUGACAUUGUUCUAGUUCUUGUAGUUUCUCCAAAAUGUACAAAUGGGAACAAACAAAAAAAUUGCUAUGAAUGCUAGGGUGGCAAUA
Messenger RNA from Ixodes scapularis (black-legged tick), 4147 nucleotides. Its product is annotated as connectin-like. The transcript has 3 exons. NCBI's taxonomy places the organism in Eukaryota, Metazoa, Arthropoda, Arachnida, Ixodida, Ixodidae. Gene Ontology annotation, molecular function: protein binding. Bases 138 to 1760 code for a protein of 540 amino acids. The record is from RefSeq and is a predicted model, not a curated record.